AUGCAUCGCUCCAACGGUUAUUCUUACUCGGCGAGCUCAAGAAAUCACAGCACCAGCAGUGCCUUCAGUCCCAAUGCCAAUCCAAAUGAGGACUGGACCAAGAUCUCCGAUUUGGCUGAACGGCGCCGCAUCCAGAACCGCAUUGCGCAGCGGAAUUACCGCAAGAAGCUAAAGCGUCGGCUGGAGGAUCUGGAGAAACGCGCCGCCUCAGCUUCCGAAUCGCCAGAACGGUCCCUCGAGAAACCAGAACCCCCAGUCAGAGUGUCGGCCAAGUCUCGCGCAAAGCAUGCCCGCGCAACCAAGUCCACUUCGGACGUCCACAGCCCUGCUUCGACAGAUCGAGCUUCAUACGAUAGCUACUCCACGCAGGAAGAUCGGGGGUCGAUGUUUUCAUAUCAAAGCACGCGCCAACUUUCCACCUCGCCUCCGCCCAUCCUGUCCUACCCCCCAUACUCCUCUCUCGACCCCUACUCCCACUCUUCAUACGGCAGCCACCCAGCAGCAUACCACCACUCCUACAGCGACCCUUACCAUCACGACUACCCGUCUCCGAUGCCAUCUCUCCUCCCGCUUUCAAUGCACGGCGCCGGUCCCGCAACUAAGAAGUACUCCUCCUACGGCGACGACGACAUCAUCAGCCCUUUCAACAUGAGCUACGCCUCGAUGGCGGGCAUCGACCUCUCUCCGCCGCAACAACAACACCACCACCACCACCACCACCACGCGGAGAAUAGUAACGUUCCUAUGCCAGCCUUGUCGCAAGGAUACGGCGACGACCAUUCUGAGAGCUCGCCUUCUACACCCGCGGAACCGUCGCUUGCCUGUCCCUUGACCCCGCAGUCGGAGCUGGAGUCGGACCAAUUCCCUCUUCAUUCUGCGUACCCUCCUCUACUAUGA
Molecule: messenger RNA, 897 nt
Organism: Aspergillus mulundensis
Lineage: Eukaryota; Fungi; Ascomycota; Eurotiomycetes; Eurotiales; Aspergillaceae
Product: bZIP transcription factor
Exons: 3
Coding region: 1-897 (298 amino acids)
Biological process (GO): regulation of DNA-templated transcription
Molecular function (GO): DNA-binding transcription factor activity
Source: RefSeq, a predicted model, not a curated record